UGAGACGGUUGCGCGGGAGCUGCUCGACAGGCGUUCUGCGAAUUACUCUACUCGCCCCGUUAUUCGCACCAACGAAUUAGCCGGAGUCGAUUUCAAUACUGUGCUCCUACCAUAUGGCGAGACUUUGCGUAUCCCAACAACUUUUGAACGAGCCCUUUAACGAAGUGAAGGCACAGCUAGCAAAUGGAACUGCUUCACACUCAUUGGUCGCUGACUUUAUAAGUCAAGCUCACGACGACGCUGAUGAAGACACCAUGAAGGCUGUUGCGCUGACGGGGUACGCAGUUGGCAUGGACACUACCGCAUCCACAUUGCAGACAUUCUUGCUGAUUAUGGUGCUCUACCCCGACAUUCAAGCCCACGCUCGUGCAGAGAUUGACCGAGUUGUGAGACAUGAUAAAAUGCCGUGCCUUGAUGACAGGGCGUCAAUGCCCUACCUUGAUGCCAUCCUCCGCGAGGUCCCGAGAUGGUAUCCUGUCGCUCCCCUAGGAAUUCCACAUGCGACAUCAAAUGAUGAUGUUUACGACGGGUACUUCAUACCCAAAGGUGCGAUGGUAAUGGUUAAUCAGUGGGCACUCUCUCGGGAUGAAGAUGUAUUUCCCGAUGCAUCGCGCUUCGAUCCUAGUCGCCAUCUGACAGUUGACGGGAAGCUGAAGGACUCUUUCGUCAACCAUUUUGCCUUUGGCCAUGGCAGGCGUAUUUGUCCUGGUCGUUGGUUCGCAGAGAAUAGUCUGUGGACCGCAGCUGCUACCAUACUCGCUGUCUUACGCAUCAGUCAUGCUAAAGACUCGAACGGAGACAGGAUUGAGGUGAAGCCGGAGUUCACUACCGGUUUGGCGGUUCGCCCUGAACCAUUUCAUUGCUCGUUUGAAAGCAUGAACACAGCGAGAGAAAGACGCCUCCGAGCAAUGAUGGAUUCGAAGUAGUCUUCGUUUGUACUUUAGGUGCUGUGUCAUGUAAUAGUACCACGGCGUAGAGUGCAAGUGCUGGAUGGCA
This is a messenger RNA of Suillus discolor, 996 nucleotides long. RefSeq names its product cytochrome P450 CYP2 subfamily. The record is from RefSeq and is a predicted model, not a curated record. Gene Ontology annotation, molecular function: oxidoreductase activity, acting on paired donors, with incorporation or reduction of molecular oxygen; heme binding; monooxygenase activity. The transcript has 11 exons. Lineage: Eukaryota; Fungi; Basidiomycota; Agaricomycetes; Boletales; Suillaceae. The coding region runs from base 114 to 926 and encodes 270 amino acids.